AAUGGGUGGAGGUCCCAGCCGUGUCGGAGCCAACGCGCUGGACGUUGUGCCGCCGAGCUGCUGUUUCGUUCCGGCAACGGAUGGGCGCUUGCACUUCCGCGGGCGCAUUGUGAAGAACAAGGAAGGCGUUUGUUUCGAUUGGCCUUGCACAAGCUUCAAGUUCAAGACCUCAGCCUCACGAGCUUGGCUUCGAAUGGAUGGUGGCAGAAACUAUUUCAACGUCUUGAUCAAUGGAAGCCUGGUUUGCGUGCUGAAGACCUUCUCGGCAGUCAGGGAUUAUCUGGUGCCAACGGAUGGCGAAAGCAUCGUUGAGGUACAGAAACGAACAGAGGCAAAGAUUGGGAGUAUAACUCAAAAGGAAACGAGCUCCGUGACGUUGCACGGGCUGGUCCUGGAAGAUGGUUCCUUGGAAGAUCUCCCACAGGACACUCCGAAGCGCUUGGAGUUUCUGGGCGACUCGGAAACCUCAGGCUUUGGAAAUCUGGGCCCCAGUCAACCAGGAGUACCAAACCUCCGUUCUGUGCUCACAGUGAAUGUGGCACACCAAGAUGCAAAUCAGGCUUGGCCAGCACUGGUGGCCAAAGCCUUCGGUGCAGAUUUUCACAACAUCUCAUGGAGUGGAGCCGGGGUCGUUUGGAAUGCUGGCGCGGGCUGUUCGGCUGACGCACCAUUCCAUGAUUUGUACUCCCGAGCUCUGGGUAGUUCUCAGACAACGAGUAUUGACGGUGAGUGGCAACCUGAUGCAGUGGUCCUUUAUUUGGGUGGAAAUGACUGGUGGUCUCUCUCACACAAAGGUGAAGAGCCUCUCAUUGCAGGCUUCCGACGAUUCCUACGGCACUUGCGAGAACACAGAGGUCCAGAUGUUGCAAUUUGUAUUUUGCUUGCGUCGCCUGAGUCGGUGUGCGCUUGCAUCGGAAGCUUGGAAGAUCAAAGGGCCUUUGCUGCGGACAUGUCUCGAUGCUGGCGUGCAGCCGCCGAACAAUUGGAAGAUCCAAAGGUCUACUGGGACGUUGUGGAUCCAAAGCCUCCAUGUUCGUUGUCGGAUCCCGCCGACUGGGGACAGAUGGGUCACUGGUCAGUGCAGGGAAAUUCCAAAUGGGCGAAUGCCGUGAUUCCCAUUUUGGAGUCUCGAUUGGAUUGGUCCAGAAUCUGAGCCCUGCAGCGCUCGCAAAAAAAAGGGC
Messenger RNA from Cladocopium goreaui, 1181 nucleotides. The record is from the annotation of a GenBank genome assembly. NCBI's taxonomy places the organism in Eukaryota, Dinophyceae, Suessiales, Symbiodiniaceae.